Messenger RNA from Microbotryum saponariae, 3077 nucleotides. Lineage: Eukaryota; Fungi; Basidiomycota; Microbotryomycetes; Microbotryales; Microbotryaceae. The record is from the annotation of a GenBank genome assembly.
AUGGCCGCCUCUCAGAUGUUGUGGGAACCCCAAAAUGUCGAGCAGACACAGAUGUACGCCUUCAAGAAGCACAUCGAGCGCAAAUAUAGCGUCUCACUUGGUCAGUCCCCUUAGGCUCAUUUGAAGGUGGAGCGGUUGACGAUUCGUUCCGGCGGAAUGAUGCGUUGCCCGUCCAACCGUCGCCCCGACCUCCUGCCGGAGGACAUGCAUACGUAGCAAUCUGACGCGGAGCGUGAACUUACUCUGGUAUCUACCACCUGCGCCACAGAUGACUAUGCCGCGCUGCAUCAAUGGUCCAUCGACAAUAUCCCACAGUUUUGGGAAGAGGUAUGGGAGUGGACGGAUCGGCCCGUCGUAGCCAGUCGCAAGUGGGAUAAGGUAAGUGCCAGCAAGGUCGCCGUUCUGUGUUUCAUAUUUCGAACCACACUCUACGAUCGGUAGUGUCCUCGUUCUCGAUCGCGAUGUAACAACACCCAGCCCGACGCGGCAUCUGUCCGCAAGCGCGAGCGCGACUCGGAACGCGCCCACUCGGGCUGCGCACCGCGGUCGGCACCGGUGGCUGAGCUGGCAAGCGAUACCUACGGGUGGAGCAUGGCUUAUGGACAUUGCAGUGCAGCUGCGCCAAACGACGGGUCGUGUUACUCCUCGACAUCCUCGUUUUACCUGACACUUGCCCUCCUUGUCUGCGCUCAUGCCGUGCUUUACGAUGAACGGCUAUGUUGGUCUUGUCACGUGCCGGACUUUCCCGCUCCGCAGGUCAUCGAUCUCACCGUUCCAAUGCAAGCGAUUCCUGCUUGGUUCGAAGGCGCGCGGUUGAACUGGGCAGAAAACAUGCUUCGCCCUGAGUUCCGAACGAGCAAUAAGAUCGCACUCAUCCAAGUCGGUAAGUUUCUCGGCCGCUCAUUCGAAAAUCUCUCACCGAGCUGACUUCUACUCCACGCGCUUCGCCUUUUCUGUACUCUCCAGUGGAGCCCGAACCUUCCGCGCCUUUGUCCUACACCCGCAUGAGUUAUGCCUCACUCUAUUCGAUCGUUCAUUCGACGUCCUUGGCACUUUCUGCUAAAGGCCUGAAGCCGGGGGAUAUUCUUGGCUACUACGGCCCGACGUCGCUUGCAAGCGUCGUCUUCUGCCUCGCUGCGACGUCCCUCGGAGCGAUCUGGUCUUCCGCUGCCAGCGAUUUUGGGUCCAAAGGCGUCUUGGAGCGAUUUGAGCAGUUCGGCGACAACCUCUUCGGUAUCGUUUGCGUCGACGGCGUGCGGUACAACGGCAAACGCAUCGACCAGCGCAAGAAAGUUAACGACGUACUCGAAGGGCUCCGAAAAAAUCGAGGCGAGAGAGCACUGCCUGUCAUUCUUGUUGACUACCUGCAAGAAGGUUUGCCGGAGCCGAGCCAGGAAGGGUGGACGUCGGAGUUGACCUUGCGGAGUGAGGGAGAGGAGAUGAAAAGAAAAUCAGGGGCAGAGAUGGAGUUCUAUCAAACCAGCUUUGACCACCCUCUCUGGGUUCUCUUCUCGUCGGGCACAACUGGAAAGGUGGGAGGACUUCCGUCUUGACCUUUUGACACUUGCCACCGAUUGACAAACGGGCAGUACUGAUGUCAUGACUUCACAUUUUGCUCCGCCAGCCUAAGCCGAUUGUCCACCGAAGCGGAGGGAUGCUGCUUCAAUCUAAAAAGGAGCACAUGAUCCAUGGCGACUUGUCCGAAAAGGAUGUAUUCUUCUACUACACCACGCCUGGGUGGAUGAUGUACAAUUACCUCGUCUCGGGCAUGCAGACUGGUGCCUCCGUCAUUGUCUAUGACGGUUCACCGCUGUGGAAACCGGAGCUUCUGUGGCAGAUGGCCGAUGAGCUUGCUGUCAGCGUUUUUGGGACCGUAAGUCCCCUCUACCACACUGCACUAGGUUUUGGCUUGGCUGGCGUUUAGGUUCGUUUAUGUUCUUUCGUGCAGUCUGCCAAAUACAUUGAUGUACUCUCCAAAGGAUAUUCCCCCAAUCAACACUUCAAGCUUGCGGCUUUGCGACAGGUGCUUUCAACCGGGUCACCUCUCAAGCCCGAAUCUUUCGUCUGGGUGUACCAGAAUAUCAAGAAGAAUAUCUUGCUCGGUUCUAUCACUGGUGGUGAGCUAUCCGCUAUUGUAUGGCUUGUCAGAUUAGCGAACAGCCGCUGACCGCGACGAUCCGAACAGGCACCGACAUAUGCUCGCUGUUUGCGGGUCACAAUGCCAUGCUGCCCGUCUAUGAAGGUGAGAUUCAAUCUCUUGGCUUAGGCAGUGAGUGAUUCCGUAUUUUUUUCUCGCUAUCGAAGGCAACACUGCAUCCUGACUAUAGCAAUGUAUUUGACAGUGGCGGUGGAAUCUUACUCCGAUGAUGGCAAAUCUCUUCCGAGAGGCGAGCAAGGGGACCUUGUCUGCACCAAACCCUUCCCGUGCAUGCCGGUGUACUUCUGGAACGACGAAGGAAACGCGCGUUAUCAGGCGUCUUACUUUGACAAGUUUGAGGGGGUGUGGGCCCAUGGUGAUUUCUGCAUCAUCACUCCGAGCCAGAAGGGCAAUGGAGGCGGCUUGUUGAUGCUGGGUCGUUCGGAUGGUGUUCUCAAUCGUAAGUCUCCGCUCAGCAACUUCAGCAAUCAUCAAUGUGGAAUUGACGAACGAGGGUGUAUUCUGUUGCACAGCAUCGGGUGUGCGCUUCGGUUCAUCCGAGAUUUACGAAGUCAUGGACACGUUCCCUUCAUCUAUGAUUUCGGAUGCACUUGUUGUGGGACAAAAGACGCAAGGCGGCGCAGAUGAGCGUGUCGUUCUCUUCGUCAAGGUUGCCUCCGGCCAGGCGUUGACGGAUGAAAUGGUGAAAGAGAUCAAGCUCAAGAUCCGCAGUGCAAGAAGUGCACGUCACGUUCCGGAGCGUAUUGUGGAGGUGACGGAUGUGCCUUAUACCGUCAACGGCAAAAAGGUCGAGAUUCCCAUUAAAAAACUCCUCACCGGUGCACCCCUCAGUUCUAUCAACUUCGCCACCUUAAGCAAUCCCGAGUGCCUCGAGGAGUACGUUCAGCUCGGGCAGAGGCUUCGAGCCGAAGUUGCAUAA